This is a messenger RNA of Papaver somniferum (opium poppy), 3601 nucleotides long. RefSeq names its product ABC transporter F family member 4-like. The record is from RefSeq and is a predicted model, not a curated record. Gene Ontology annotation, molecular function: DNA binding; histone binding. Lineage: Eukaryota; Viridiplantae; Streptophyta; Magnoliopsida; Ranunculales; Papaveraceae. Gene Ontology annotation, cellular component: nucleus. The coding region runs from base 212 to 3262 and encodes 1016 amino acids. The transcript has 12 exons. Gene Ontology annotation, biological process: regulation of double-strand break repair; chromatin organization.
GGUCAUUCGGGUAACUCCGCGAGACAACUAGUGGAAAGGAGGAGGGAAACUAAAAACCAAAACCCCCUUUUCUUACCAUCAACUGAGAGUGAGAGCAAAACCAAGACGAUUUCUUUCCAAAAAAUUCCCGAAUUUCGAAUCACAUCAAGCUCCAAAAUUUCUAUGCGACAAUUUUCGGGUUUGCUCAAGGUUUUUUAGGUUGUGAUUAGUUAUGGGGGAAGGAGAGACAGUGACUGUUGAGGUGCCUGGGAAUGGAAUUGGUCAGGCUGAGAAGGCGGACGAAGGUGUGAUUGAAAAGAAAGAGAUAGUUGGUGAAGAUACGGUGGUGGUUAAAUAUGAGGAGGAGGAGAAAGAAGAGGAGGGUGUGACUGCGGGUGAUGACAAGGCGACUGCAGUUUCUGAAGCUGUUGAGGAGUCUGGAAAUGGAAGUGGGCAGACUGAGGAUACGAAGAAAGACGAAGGGGAGAUGAAGGAUUUGGAAGAUGACGGUAAGGUUGAGAAUGAGGAGAAAGAGUGUGUUAAAGAUGUAGAAGAAGAUGAUAAGAAAGAAGAGAAUAGAGAAGAAGAAGUAGAGGUAGAGAAGCAAGUUGUGGAGGCGGCUGAUGGGGGGAGUGAUGCAAAGGAGGAGGAAAAGGGGAAAGAAGACGAGGAAAAACAAGAUGUCAAGGCUGAGGAAAAAACUGAUGUGACAGGAGAUGAAAGUAAACAAGAAGGACAGGAUAAAACAGCCGACGUUUUGAAAGUCGUCGAAGAAACUGAUAAGGAGGAGGAAAAGGUUAAAGAAGCAGACCAGAUACAACCUGUGAAAGACGAAAAAAUUGAUAAAACGCCACAGAGUAGUAAAGAAGAGGAAGAGGAAGAAAAUGCUGAAGCAUCAAAGCUUGAUGAAAAAAGAGAUGAUGAGGAGGAAAAGAACAAAGACGAUGAACAGAUACAAGCUCUAAAAGAUGGAGACACUGAUAAAAAAGUAGAUGACAGUAAAGAUGAAAAGCAGGAAAAAACAUCUGAGAUACCGAAGGUCGACGAAGAAAAUGACAAGGAAGAAAAAAGGGAGCAAGUAGAACAAGAACAAGCCGUGAAACCUGAUGAACGAAAUGAUGAAACAGAAGAUAACAGUAAAGAAGAAAAACAUGACCAAACAUCUGAAGUUAUAAAGGCUGAUGCAGAAGCACAGAUAAUGGAAGAAAAAGGCAAAGAAGUGGAACAGGUUGAAGCAGCUAAAACAACAAAGUCCGACGGAGAAAAUGAUGCCGUGGAAGAAAAAAGUGAAAAGGAAGAACAGGGAGAAGCAACUCAAGUUGUGGCUCCUGUCAAAGAAAAUGCCACAUUAGAAGAGAAGGAAAGUGAGAAGGCUGGCAAAAAGGCUGAGGUAAGCAAUAACGAGGAAGAAAAUCCAAAAGUAGCUGAGGAGGUGAAACAACCAAAGAAGCGUGUACGAGAAAAGCGAAGUGGAGGGAAAGCCGAAGCGGAGAAACUAGAGGUGGGUGAGAAAAAGACCAAGGAACCAGUGACACCGGUCGCCUUUUCUACUGACCGUCCUGUACGUGAGCGGAAGUCUGUUGAGAGGCUCGUUGCCACUGUUGAACCCGAGCCAAUUAGGAAAUUUCGGGUUGAAAAGGGCCGUGGGACAGCACUAAAAGAUAUACCGAACGUGGCCAACCAGCUGAACAAACCAAAGGCUGAUGAGACAUUCAAAGCGCUUCAUUUAGUGCUCUUCGGGAGGCAUAUGAAGGCUUUCAAGAGUAACCUUUCCGAGUUCUCUGGCUUUCCAUGGCAUGAAAAUGAGGAAAAGCACAGAAGCAAGAUCAAAGAGAAGCUUGAUAAAUGUGUUGUGGAGAAACUUUUGGAGUUUUGUGACGUGCUUGACAUACAAGCCCCAAAAAGAACAAGAACCAGAAAGGAUGAAUUAGUGACAGAACUACUGAACUUUUUAGCAGCUCCGUGUGCAGCAACUGAUGUUGUACCAGAAGAAGAAGAGCAGUUAAGUUCAGCUAUAAAGCGUAAAAGGGGUUCCGACUCAUUAAUACCAGUAUCUGGGAGCACAACCGCAAAGCGGUCAGCAAGAAAAAGAAGAAAGACCGUUGAUACUGUUAAAGAUGAGGAGAAGAAGAGUUCACAUGAAAAAGAAGAAGAUUCUGAAGAAGACAGAGAAAAUGAGAAUGGGGUUCCUGAUGCAUCUGACUACGAGGUCGCUGAGCAUUCUCAAAGCAAGGAUGAGGACAAUGACUUGAAAGAAGAGGUGGAAGAGCCUACACAAGGUUCAGUCAAAUCAUCUGAGAAGAAAGAAGCUACUAGAAAAUCUGCAUCAAAGAAAACCCCAACAACACUUAAGGGAACUGAGCAUUCUAAAAGCAAGGAUGCGGACAAUGAUUCAGAAGAAGAAGCGGAAAAGCCUAAGCAAGGUUCAGUGAAAUCAUCGGCGAAGAAAGAAGCUUCUCGAAAAUCUGAAUCGAAGAAAACCUCGACAACCAAGGUUGUCGGGCAUUCUCAAAGCAAGCACGAGGAUGAUGAUUCAGAAGAAGAAGCGGAAGAGCCUAAGCAAGCUUCUGUAAAGUCAUCAGGGAAGAAAGAAGCUUCUCGAAAAUCUGAAUCGAAGAAAACCCCGCCAACUAAGGUUGCUCAGCCUUCUCAAAGCAAGCACCAGGACAACGAUUCUGAAGAAGAAGCGGAAGAGCCUAAGCAAGCUUCAGUGAAGUCAUCAGGGAAGAAAGAAGCUUCUCGAAAAUCUGAAUCAAAGAAAACCCCGGCACCUAAAAAUGUAACUACCGUCAGUUCACCUAAGAAGCACUCUAGCCAAUCAACAUCCAAGCACUCUAAGGUUGAAAGCAGUCGCACGCGAACUCCAGUGGCCUCCUCGAGGAAGGAAAAGGAUGUGGAAACAGCUAAAAGGAAGCGUUCAACUCCUUCGAGAUCUGCCACCAAUGUGACGACAAGCAAAGAGAAAGCUGGUAAAAAGUUGGUGAAAGGGAAAGAAGAACAGGAUAAGGGUUUAAAUCCCUCUGAAGAUGAAUUACGCUGCACUAUAGUUCAAAUUCUGGAUGAAGUUGAUUUUAACACGGCAACAUUCACGGACAUUGUCAAGAAACUUGCCAUGCAUUACGAUAUGGAUUUUACAUCUAGGAAGGAUGUACUAAAACGUAUAACCAAGGAAGAGUUGUCUAAACUAGCUGACGAGGAGGAAGAAGAAACUGAAGACGAAGAUGACGACGUAUCCGACAAGGAAGAUGCUCCUAAACCUGCUGCGAAAAGGAUGAAAACUUGAUCAGCUGGAUCAAUUCUAACUCCAGCAGAAGAAGGGAUGUAUUUAUUCUGUUUCUUAUCUGUGUUAUAUUAGUUAAGUGAUCACACACACUGUACCCAGUCUGGCUUAGGGAAAUUCAGAACAGUAUGGGUUUUGUUUUUUUGGUUUCACCUUGCAGAAUGGAAACAUGUUACUAGUAUUAGUGAAAGCUAGGAAUUAGUGAAAAAUGUUGAGACUGCUCAAUCUGCAUAAAGGGCAGUCGAUAUGAUGUUAUAUAGAUCUGUAACUAUUUCUUUUUGUAUCUAACUGACCCUAUUUUUUGCUAUCUUUUAGAACUGCAAAAUGUUUAGAUUCGUGUGC